Molecule: messenger RNA, 2352 nt
Organism: Eublepharis macularius
Lineage: Eukaryota; Metazoa; Chordata; Lepidosauria; Squamata; Eublepharidae
Gene: TNFRSF18
Product: TNF receptor superfamily member 18
Exons: 6
Coding region: 222-935 (237 amino acids)
Biological process (GO): positive regulation of cell adhesion
Cellular component (GO): external side of plasma membrane
Source: RefSeq, a predicted model, not a curated record
UCGAAAUGCCACAGGAAGUGGACCACAUGACUCGAUUCCACUGAAGUGCGUGGGUUUCCACACUACAUAAUGGAGCGUAAGAAGCAAGGCGGAGAAGGGGGAGAGAAAGUGGACAACCAGAGAGGACCCAGCAGAUCCACACAAGGAGUGGAACGGCGCAAGGCCAGCGUGGACGGGGGAAACAGCCCAGUGUUUCAAAGCUCGGACAGAGAACGGAAGAGAUGGCGGCUGUGACCAAAGGACUGGAGACCCGUUUGCUUUACUUUGCAGUCCUUUGGUUAUGUGGAGAGUUAAGAGAAGCUGCCCAAGAUGGGUUGCCUCCAGUGAUAGGAUAUGGCGGUAAAGUAUGCUGCACAGAAGGGAUUUCCAAACCAUGUUGCGAUGUCUUGGCUUCCAAGGAGGACUGUCUUGGAAAAGUCUGUUCUAACCCUCGAUGUGAUAAGUGCCGGCCAGUCCCAAAAUGCAAAGAAGGGGAGGAACUGCAGUGCUCAGGCACCAUUGAUUUCGAAUAUUUCUGCCAAGAGUGUCCCUAUGGAACUUAUUGGGACAAGAAGAUUGGCUGUUGCAUCGCGUGGACAGACUGCAACAGGAACGGAUUCCAAACUCUCUGGCAAGGGAAUCGUACCCAUAACGCACAAUGUGGCUUUGAUCUUUUAACUGUGGAAACAGAUGAUGUGUUCGCCAACGUCUUGGCCAUUCUGACGGCGGCAGGUAUCGUUCUCGUCAUCCUGCUGAUGGUCUUCUUACUUUUUUGCAUGUGGGGGCAGAAGAGGGGGAAACUCCCCGUUAUGGAAGACCCAGAAGCCGUUGGUACUUCGAACCUCCUGCAUCUUCCACAACAACACGAGGACAGCUUCAGUUGCCAGUAUCCGGAGGAGGAAUGUGGGCACAAAAUGGCAGAAGGAAAGGCCUCAACGCUGUUCUUGGCACAUUGAAGCAGGGUGUAGCUACCGAGGCAUAUCUAUGUCCCUCGAUGUCUCACCUCCUGGUGGCUCUUGGCUGGGUGCCUGAACUGAUUUUGUUGAACAGUAAGAUGUUGUGGGAACAUCUGGACAAUGGCACUGCCCCUGGGGUGGCCUUUUCACACGUGCUGCUCAACUCUUGAUGUCACAUGCUCACCAUUCUAGGACUAUAUAUGCGAACUUAGUCUUGCUCCAGGGCUCCUUUGGCAAAGGGGGAAGAUAAAAGAUCCUGGAUUGGAUGCCGAGGAGGGUUUGAUGGAUGAAGGAAAUCCCUCCAGUUUGCGCAAGCAGGGAGCCACCCAUCAUCUUUUAUGGAACUCUGAAACCGUCACCUGUUAGACUGGAAGGGGAGGGUUGAAUCUUUGGGGAGUGCUGCCAACUUUGAUGCACAGUAGACAGAUCUCUUGAGGAAUAACAGGGAGGGGGUGGGGUCAGAGAAGAACCCAGAGAGCAGUGGGGUGGAACGUGGAGACAUCCAGUGGGCUGGAGGCAGAGCCAAGAUGGAAUCUGGAUGGUAAGGGAGGGAGCAACUGGCAUGGGUGGGACCUAUCUGAGUGGCUUUUCAGACCUCAGCAUUGGAUUUCGGAAAGGAAGCAAACGGCUGAGAGCUUUCUCUAUAGGUUUAGUUUCUGGAGGAGCCAAUUAGGUUUGCCAGCUGCAGCCAGCAACCUCCUGGGAGGAAUUGGAGGGAGGGGGUGAGUCCUCAAAUUAAACUAUAGAAUUUGGUGCAAAUCCUAGGCGUCCCUUCUGUUUUUGCACCAGAGGUUAUGUCAUGUGAUGCGGGUGUGUGCCCCCCCCAAUUCCUCCAUCCCAGCUUGUGAAGUGCCAGCAAGGAAUGGAAGUAAUUGCUGGGAAGUCUCCCACUAAAGUAGGACACCCCCACAUCAACCAUAGCCCCUACCUCUCUUUGUCUACCAAAGGAUAGAAGUGUUUUAGAAACGGCAAAGUGACGAUUAAUUUGGGAUUUUCCUAGCUGAUUUUCUUAAUGAGGCCUUUCUCUGUUUAUAAGCAAAUGAAGACCAAAAGCCCAGUGUCAAAUGUGCAAAAGAAAGCUAUGAAUAACCUGGGACUUCCCCAGCUGGUUUGCAUGCCAAGAAGGGCUGGCAUGUCCCAGGAUGUGCACGGUUACCUUCUUGGCCUUCAUUGUCAAGGCGUUACGGGCGUUUCCUGUUUGUGGUCAACCUCAGGAAAAACUGGCGGGUGUUUUCCUUUCAGAUGUUCCGUGAUGCGUCUGAGACCAUUUGCGUCGGCUGCCCAAACAGCGCCCCCUAAUGAAAAUCUCGUUAGAAUUAAUUUGUUUGCCCUUAAUUGUGCUUCCUUUCAGAAACUUUGAUUGAAGGCUCUUGGAUAAAACAUGUAAUACAUUGAAUAAAACGUUUUAGCAAGGGAA